This is a messenger RNA of Chara braunii, 4878 nucleotides long. The record is from the annotation of a GenBank genome assembly. Lineage: Eukaryota; Viridiplantae; Streptophyta; Charophyceae; Charales; Characeae.
UGGCGGCAGGCUCACCAUGCAUCGUCUCCGAAAAGAGUCCCGACAACGAACGACUCUUUAGGGAGCAUGACGAAAUAAUGGAUCUAUACGACUGAUGCAUGUGAACCGGCAUUUCGUAUAGAGGCUGGAAUGGUCUCUACCAGUCCAGCGAGUUCGAAAACAGAGGCCAUCCUUUAUUGGACGCCGGGUAUCGUCGUCAUCAUCAUCAUCAUAGACUCGAGUGGUGGUCCAUAGCUGCUGAGCUGCUGUACACAGGUCAUGCCCAAGCUUGUGGGUACUCCGAUAAGUAGCGUUGUGAGGAAGGAGGAGAGAGUCGUGCGCAGACUAUAUCUUUCCGUUCGAGCGUUUUAAAAAGGGGGGGGGAGGAGAUAGAGAGACACACACACAGAGAGAGAGAGAGAGAGAGAGAGAGAGAGAGAGAGAGAGAGAGAGAGAGAGAGAGAGAGAGAGAUUCCGUGCUUUUUCCAUGCUCAUGCUCUCCAAGAUUAAACAAGCAUUAUUAAGAUUUCGACAAAUUGUUAGUUUCCGUUUUUAAGUUGGGCGAUAUUCAACGUGGAUUGUGGCAUCAUUGUGCAGACUUGCAUCUAGUGGGAAAUGGCGGGCCUGAAGAUUGGAAAUGGCAGUGCUCACGAUUGUAGACGCCGGGCUCCGUGAUUUUUUUUUGUUUUUGAUUUAUUAUUUCUUUUAAUUGGGAAGCUAUAUCCAGAUUAGCAUUAGCACGCUCGCAGCUAGUCUGGCGAAAAGUCGUUGACUCAUUGGGGACGGCAAAACGUCUGAGGGGAUGUACUCACAGUUACUGUAGGACUUUUCAGAACGACUUCUGGACGUAAUUCCGGUCCGAUACAGCGAGUACAAGGCGUAGUUGUGGCCAGAUGCGUCAAAAUCUUGCAAAGGUUAAGCCUGCAAAGGGAAAAUAUUGAGGGGGGGAGAAAAAGAAGGGAAAAAAAAAACGAGUCUUCGGAGGUCAAAAUCUUGAGACAGAGGUGAUCAACUCAAAAUUAAAAAAAAAAAAAAAAAAAAAAAACGAUCGAACCAGAGGGGGCCUUACCUGUAGUCGGCGGUUUUUUUGGGUUAAUUAGGGGGAAAAGACUGAUCAGCUAAACCGGAGGAUCGCUAUGGCUUGGUAUGCCUGCUGCGGGUUUUGUAUCCCGACCCAAUUACUGCCGCUGCUGAUCGGGAUCGUUGCCACGUGGGACCUUCUCGCUAGCUCAUCGUGCGCAGAAGGAGCGGCUGCCAAGUUCAUGCCAGGUGUCUCGGUCGUCCGCAGGGACGACCGGAUGGGCGUGUCGUCGGCAGAAGCACGACCGGUCGGUAGCCCUGAUGGCAACCUCGAAGCCUCUGCAGGCCGGCGGGAACUGAUCUCCCUGCACCCGUUGUUUGUCAGGGAGAAGAGCGGGCCGCUGGUGAAGCACCCCGUUAUGCGUGCUACUGGUGAGGCUUAUUGGUGCGGAUCUGCUAUAUUCCAUCUCGUGGUGGCAGAACCCUCCCAAGUGGACAUGGAAGCGGAUAAGGCAAUGAUCUAUUAUGUCCUGGACGAGUUGUGCAUAGCCCCGAACGCAUCCAUCACAGACAGGGCGAUAUCCAUCAGGAACGCAAGUUUCUCUCUGGCUGAUCGAUCACCGUCUCUCUUGAAUGCUCAUGACAACAACACGCUCGUAACCUAUUGGUGGCCGGCUUCCUCGCCCAAUGGGACAAAGGUCUCCGAGCGGCAACUCCUGAAGUUGGGGUUGAAUAUGAGCUCUUGGGUGGCUGUCAAGACCGUCUUCUACUACGGCCUGGACUUGUCGAGAUCGCAGAGCAACCUGGUCGUCAGUUCUCAGCCCUACGAUGUUGGCCGCAUGCGCAUCAUCACCUCUGUCUCUGUGAUAGAUGGGUCGCGAUCGUCAAUCGAUCUGGGUUUGAGCUCGCUGGAGAGCUUGGCGCUCGAUCCCGCCAACAACACCCUGUACAUAUCCGACAACAUCGUGCCUUCGCCGAAGAUCCUCUCCGUGCCUGUGUCCGAAUCAGGUCUUCCCACAGCUCGGGGCGACCAGUCCCAGGUGCUCGGUACGUUUGGGGAUACCAAGGUCUCGUCGAUUCGUUUCGGUCCCAACAGCUUCGUCUCCGGCGGGAGUUGCAUGUACUUCCGCGACGACCAGCAGCAGCGCGUGUGGGGUUUCGAUCCCCGACGCUCCUCCUCCUCCUCCGACGCCACGCUCGUGGCAGGGUCGGGGCACGACGUGCAGAAUGUCGAUGACGCCAACACUACCUUCUACCGCAUGCAGGCGCUGGUAGCCACACCCGAUGGGUGCAAUCUCUUCGUCACGGACGAGAUGGGCGGGACUGGAAUGGUUCGAUGGCUGAAGCUAGAGCGGCCCUGUAGCCUGGCAACACGCGUGGAGGUGGUGGCCAAUCACACCGGCAUAGGGUCGUCCAGCUUGGCCUUACACGUAGCUGAGGGUCGGGUAAUUCUCUUUCUUGGCUCGUCAAAUGGCGACGUGUUUCAGCUGGUAAUCAACGAGGAGCUUCUAGGGGGUUGCGCCUCGGAUCCUCCCCCCCUCGGCAGCGGCAGCAGCCCGCCGCCAUCAUCGUCCCCCUCACUCCCCCUCCCCACUCCUUCACCUGCCGAAUCCCAGCCGAACCUGCUGAAAUCACCGUCCUCAUUCCCCCCCCCAACUCCAUCUUCCAAACCUAAAUCGAACCUAGCGCUCAUCAUCGCUCUGUCCUUGGGUGGAGUCGGCUUAACGACCGUCCUUGCCCUUCUAGGCGCUUUCUGCUACAAGAAGCAGGCUAGCGGACAGAAGUCGCGAUCCCGACUGGGUGAGCCGCAGGCUGGGCUAGCCUUCGCCAAUGCCUCCUCGAGGGCCAGCUCGUCGGUAACUGCCGCGUCGGGAUCUUCUCCAUCCGUCGGGAGCGGGAGCAUCGUGGACGGGUCAUCGUCGACCACUUCCGACGGUUUAAUGAGGCGCAAGCGAACGGAGCUCUCUCCGUCCAACGUGCAGCGCUUCGAGCUGAAGAGCUUGGCAGACUGCACGGACGACUUCCAUCCCUCCAAGCUCAUUGGCGACAAGGGGGCGUUCGGCAUAGUCUACAGGGGUUCCAUAGACGGCAGGGAGCUGGCCAUCAAGGUGAUGACGGGCGAGUUGACGGACGUCAAGAAGGCACAGUUCGUCGCAGAGGUGAACACUCUGAGCAGGUUGAACCAUGCCAACCUCGUCGAGCUCGUUGGGUUUUGUCAGGAGGGAGAGAAAUUCAUCUUGGUGUACCCUUACUACGCGGGGGGAAGUUUGCAGCAGCGAUUACACGCCGACACGAUACAGAAAGAGCAAGAACAGGGAGAAGAAGCACAAGGACAAGAAGCCGUCGGGCACAACAACGAGAACAAGCAUGAUUUUUCGCCGUUGACGAUAGAGGAGCGCAUGCGCAUCGCUUUCCAGAUUGCCAAGGGACUAAGCUACCUGCACGACGGUGCAAGGCCGGCGAUCAUUCACCGAGAUAUCAAGAGCAGCAACGUGCUGCUCGGGGAGGGAGAAGGGGACACGGUCAAGGCGGUCCUGGCCGACUUCGGCUUGGCGGCCAUCGGGGAGAGAGUGUUUGGCACGGGCUACGAGCACGCCGUGCAGACUUCGCACGUGGGGGGUACUUUCGGGUACAUGUCCCCCGAGUACAGGCUGUACGGCAAGCUGUCGGAGAAGAACGAUGUGUACUCCUUCGGCGUGCUUCUCCUCGAGCUGCUGACUGGGCGAAAGGCUGCCUGGCCGGCAGCAUCGGGGAUGGGAUGGGAGAUGCUGGCCACGUGGGUCGGUCCGUUCCUUUCAGGAGGAGGGGGUGAAGGAGAUAGGGAUAUCGAGGGGAUCCACGACAUGCCGUUUGCGAUUCUCGAUCCUUCCUGCCGCGACCAGGUGGCGCGUGAGCCUCCCGCCAAAACCAUGGUGAUCGAGGCCUUGUCCCUGGCGGGAGAUUGCGUCAACGAGCAAGGCAGGCAUCGGCCCGCCAUGAGCAUCGCGGUGCAACGCCUUCGCGCCACAUUGGCCUUGGAGAAAAGCGAGUUCUUCUUGUCGGAGAUCUCAUUCUUGGGGUACAUCGUCACGAUCGAUGGACUGAAACCGGAUCCGAGGCAGGUGGCAGCAGUUCAAGAAGCCCCGGCGCCGGUCACACUCACCCAGGUUCAGGCUUUUCUAGGGCUGGCAUCCUAUUACCGACGCUUCAUCAAGGGGUUCGCCGGUAUAGCGAAGCCCCUCACGAACCUGCUGAAGAAAGAGGAACAACUGAUCUGGACGCCAGAAUGCGAAGCGGCGUUUCAGGCGUUGAAAGAGGCUCUGACAUCUGCUCCUGUGUUGGCGCGUCCCGAUCCGACAAAACCGUUCGCACUGUACACCAACUGGCAGCCUCAGGCGAUAUCGGCGGUGCUGACUCAGCACGGGGCGGACAGAAGGGAACACGUCAUUGAGUAUCUGUCCAAGACGCUGAGCCAGGUGCAGGCUAAUUACGAAGCGUGCAAAGGCGAAUGUCUGGCGGUGGUGUGGGGGAUCCAGCAUUUCCGAUCGUAUCUUUAUGGCCAGAAAUUCGUGCUGGUAACAGAUCAUCAGUCGCUGAUGUCCCUAUGCAACAACACAGAUUACACGAGAACGCAGGGCAGGUGGGCGGUGCGUCAGCAAGACUAUAACUUCGACAUCCGCCAUCGUGCCACGCCGCAGCAUGGUAAUGCCGAUGGAUUGACGCGUCUCCUGCCGCCCAACAAGUGUCCCGCCAACGAGCGACUCAUUCCGUGGAGGCGAAGUCGCGACGACGAAACCACACUACGGGGAGCUGCACGUGCUGCGCAAGAACGACGCCUGAGUCCGGAAUGGAGGUUUCGACGGAGAUAGCAGACGCUAUCUCUUUGCCCUCAUCCAACUC